AUGGCCUCCUCCUCCUUCGUUAUCCCAUCCUUCUCUCAACGCGACUAUGGCUCCUUCUUCCUCGCAGGUGCUCUGUGUUGCACCGUCAGCCAUGGCGCCAUGACCCCUAUCGAUGUCGUAAAAACGCGCAUACAAAUUGACCCUGCCUUUAAAUCUCACAAUUUCAUCUCUGGAGCGCGGAGCAUCGUCGUAAAGGAGGGCGCUGUAGGGCUUCUCACAGGAUUCGGACCGACAGCUGUCGGAUACCUUGCCCAAGGUGGAGCAAAGUUCGCUGGCUACGAGUAUUGGAAGAGGUCAUUCGUUCUGAUUGCGGGAGACCAAGAGACCGCCAUUAGGAAUCGUACAGCCAUAUACCUCGGGGCCGCGACCAUCGCAGAAUUCUUCGCUGAUAUCCUCCUUACCCCCCUCGAAGCGACCCGCAUCCGUCUCGUGUCAGACCGCAGUUUUGCAACGGGCCUUGUUAGUGGCUUUACGCGUAUAGCAAGGGAAGGAGGCAUCCGAGAGUUAUACGCUGGAUUCCUACCCAUUCUCUGCAAACAAAUACCAUACGCUAUCGGUCAAUUCACAGUCAACGAAUAUUGCCAUGAGAUCGUUUACCGAGCCAUGACCGAAGAAGCGAAAAAUAAAUUGUCGGGAACUGCCAAAUUCUCGCUAGACCUUGGAAGCGGCAUCAUUGCUGGCUUUGCUGCCGCGAUUUUGAGCCAUCCGGCUGACACACUUCUGAGUCAAAUCAACAAAGGACACGGACCGACGGGAUCUAUGCCCCAUCGUCUUUCUGUCCUCGCACGUGAAGCAGGCUUCAGAGGGCUCUUUGUUGGCCUCGGUCCAAGAAUGAUUAUGACUGCAGGUUUAGUAUCAUCCCAAUUCCUCAUGUAUGGCUACAUCAAAACAGCUCUCGGCGCCCCUUUAGGAAUAGAAAUUCACAAAGAUCACAAGAAUCUAUAGAAUGCUGUAUCACCUUAGAUGUUCAUCCUCCAUGGACCUUUCAACUAUCACGUUUCAUGUACGAUCUCAGUUACAAUUAUUACUUGCCAGCAUUACCACUAUG
This is a messenger RNA of Laccaria bicolor S238N-H82, 1048 nucleotides long. RefSeq lists its product as uncharacterized. The record is from RefSeq and is a predicted model, not a curated record. Gene Ontology annotation, cellular component: mitochondrial inner membrane. Gene Ontology annotation, molecular function: phosphate transmembrane transporter activity. NCBI's taxonomy places the organism in Eukaryota, Fungi, Basidiomycota, Agaricomycetes, Agaricales, Hydnangiaceae. Bases 1 to 945 code for a protein of 314 amino acids. Gene Ontology annotation, biological process: mitochondrial phosphate ion transmembrane transport. The transcript is spliced from 6 exons.